CCCACCUCCGCGCCCAGCCUCCGCGCCCAGCCUCGCCGCCGCCGAGCGCCGGGCUCGCCACGCUGCGCUGGGCAGUUGAGAGCAGGCGGGAGGUCGAGCGGUCCGGGAGCGCCGGGGGCGGCGCCCAGGCGGUGGAGGGCGGGGAAGGGACGCGGCCCGAGAGGAGGGGGCAAGGGGAAAAAAGGGAGAAGGAGGUCCGGAGCGCGCCAGCAGGCAGCCGGUCGCCGGGACCGCAGAUGGGUGUAGAGUUUCUCCACUUUUUUUCUGAAAUUCCUGACAGAAUGUUUUUCUCUGGUGGGCAGUGCAGCCAUCUUGGCAGACCUGAAGAAGGUUCAUUGACAUUCAAAAUAUUCCUUGUCCUCAUUUGUCUUCAUGUCGUCCUGGUUACAUCCCUGGAAGAAAAUGCUGAUAAUUCCAGUUUGUCAUCACCACCUGCUGACCCACCUUUUAUCAGUUUUGUCCCUUCAUCCAAUGAGGUUGAAACUACACACCUCGAUGAUGCCACUUCAAGCAUAUUGUCUACUUUAAACAAAACAGAAAAAGCUAAAAUCACUAUAGUAAAAACCUUCAAUGCAUCAGGAGUCAAAUCCCAGAGAAACAUCUGCAAUUUGUCAACUAUUUGCAAAGACUCAGUGUUUUUUAGAGGCGAGAUUACAUUUCAAGACCAAGAACCCAACAUUACCCAGAAUCAAAAUAUAACCAAUAGUACCUACACUGGAGUCCUGUCGAUAAGUGAAUUGAAACGAUCGGAGCUCAACAGAACCCUACAAACUUUAAGUGAGGCUUAUUUUAUAAUGUGUGCUACGGAAGAGGCCCAAAGCACAUUCAAUUGUACAUUCACAAUAAAACUGAAUAAGACAAUGAAUGUGUGUGCUAUAAUGGUUGCUUUUGGAAGAAUAUCGAUUCGACCAAUGGAACAGUGUUGCUGUUCUGUCAAGACACCCUGUCCUUCCUCACCAGAAGAGUUAGAAAAGCUGCAGUGUGAUCUACAGGAUUCCAUUGACUGUCACGCUGGUCAUCCACGUGGACCACCAUUUUCUUCCAGCAAUCCCAUCCCAGUUACACCUCAAGCCACCAUCUUUUCUCAGAUUUCCAGUGCCUUCUCUUUGGCCGAACCCCUUAAUCAAACCUCUGUGAACCAGAACACUAUCUCUCUGACACAGGAGGGUCGGCUUCCGUCUCCCCAGCCUUCAGCUCCCCUACUUUCCAGCCCUGCCAUUGAUACGCCUGCUCAAUCUAGAACUGUCUCUUCCCUGCUGCCCCAAACUAAUCUUUCUUACACCCCACCACCUGCGAGGUCCUCGCUUCCUUCUCUCACCACGUCUGCCCCUAUGAGUGACGUCACCAUCAGCACAACCCCCGGAGAGGCAGAAAUUGUCAAUACCAGCUACGUUUCUGAUCUUGAGAGUCAAGUGUUCCAGAUGGAGAAGGCACUGUCCUCAGGCAGCCUGGAACCUACCCUUGCUGGUGAAAUGAUAAACCAAGUUAGCAGACUCCUUCAUAACCCACCUGCUUUACUGGCCCCUGUGGCUCAAAGAUUGCUAAAAGUAGUCGAUGACAUUGGCUUACAGCUGAAUUUUUCGAGCAAGACCAUAAUUCUAACCUCCCCUUCUUUGGCUCUGGCCGUGAUCAGAGUGAAUGCCAGUGAUUUCAGUACAACUACUUUUGCGGCCCAAGAAUCUGCAAAUCUUAAGGUUACUCUGGAAACUGAGGCUCCUGAAAAUAGUAUUGGUGCUAUUACUCUGCCUUCAUCGCUGAUGAGUAAUUUACCAGCUCAUGAUGUGGAGUUAGCUUCCAGGGUCCAGUUCAAUUUUUUUGAAACACCGGCCCUAUUUCAGGAUCCUUCCCUGCAGAAUGUCUCUCUGGUCAGCUAUGUCAUAUCAUCAAGUGUUGCAAACCUGACUAUCAAGAACUUGACAAGAAACGUUACAGUCACACUGAAGCACAUCGAACUAAGCAAGAAUGAUUUACCAGUGAGAUGUGUAUUCUGGGACUUGAGCAGAAAUGGUGGCAGAGGAGGCUGGUCAUCUGAUGGCUGUUCUGUCAAAGACAGAAGGCUGAAUGAAACCAUCUGUACUUGCAGCCACCUUACAAGCUUUGGUGUCCUACUGGACUUCUCUCGGACAUCAUUACCACCUGAUCAAAUGAUGGCUCUGACAUUCAUCACAUAUAUUGGUUGCGGGCUUUCAUCAAUUUUUCUGUCAGUUACUCUUGUCACCUACAUAGCCUUUGAAAAGAUCCGAAGAGAUUACCCUUCCAAAAUUCUCAUCCAGCUGUGUGCUGCCCUCCUCCUGCUGAACCUGGCUUUCCUCUUGGACUCGUGGAUUGCCUUGUAUAACACACGAGGCCUUUGCAUCUCAGUGGCUGCAUUUCUUCAUUAUUUUCUCUUGGUGUCAUUCACAUGGAUGGGCCUAGAAGCAUUCCAUAUGUACCUGGCCCUUGUCAAAGUUUUUAACACUUAUAUCCGAAGAUACAUCCUUAAAUUCUGCAUUGUCGGCUGGGGGGUACCAGCCGUGGUUGUGACCAUUGUCCUGUCUAUAUCCCCAAACAAUUAUGGGCUUGGAUCCUAUGGGAGAUUUCCCAAUGGCUCACCAGAUGACUUCUGCUGGAUCAACAGCAAUGCAGUAUUCUAUAUUACAGUUGUGGGAUAUUUCUGUGUGAUUUUUUUGCUGAAUAUCAGCAUGUUCAUUGUCGUCCUGGUUCAGCUCUGUAGAAUUAAAAAGAAGAAGCAAUUGGGAGCCCAGAGAAAAACUAGUAUUCAAGACCUCAGAAGUAUUGCUGGCCUUACAUUUUUACUGGGAAUUACUUGGGGCUUUGCCUUCUUUGCCUGGGGACCAGUGAAUGUCACCUUUAUGUAUCUCUUUGCCAUCUUUAACACCCUACAAGGAUCCUUCAUAUUCAUCUUCUACUGUGUAGCAAAAGAGAAUGUCAGGAAGCAAUGGAGACGGUACCUUUGUUGCGGAAAGUUACGGCUGGCUGAAAAUUCUGACUGGAGUAAAACUGCUACUAAUGGUUUAAAGAAGCAGACUGUAAACCAAGGAGUAUCCAGCUCUUCAAAUUCCUUACAGUCAAGUAGUAACUCCACUAACUCCACCACACUGCUAGUGAAUUAUGAUUGUUCAGUACACGCAAGCGGGAAUGGGAAUGCUUCUACGGAGAGGAAUGGGGUUUCUUUCAGUGUUCAGAAUGGAGAUGUGUGCCUUCAUGAUCUCACUGGGAAACAGCACAUGUUUAAUGAGAAAGAAGAUCCUUGUAAUGGUAAAAGCCGUAUGGCUUUCAGAAGGACUUCAAAGCGAGGAAGCAUGCACUUUAUCGAGCAAAUGUGAUUCCUUUUUUCUAAAAGCAUGAUGCUUGGUGUGAAAUGCCCGAUUUUACCUUUUACACAAUGUGAGAUGUAUGAAAACAACUUAUUUUAUACUCAGCAACCUCUGGAAGAACAUAAGCUAAUUGAGGGCAAUGGUUACCAUUGGAAGAAGAAACUAAGACAUUAUCGUGGUCUUAAGACAUUAUGUGAUAUGGUUUCUUAUCCUUUAUUUUAAAAGAAGAUUGGUCUUUUAACACAGUAAGAAUAAGACUCAUGUAAAAAGAUAGUUAAUUUGCAGCCACAUUUUACAGAGGCUGAGUUAUCUUUGAUAACAUCCUAGAAAGCAGCUCUUGACUUCAGCCUAUUGGUGAGUUUAGUUGUGCAUGCCUUUAUUGUAUAUAAGCUAAAUUCUAGUGACCCACAUGUCAAAAAUCUUACUUCUAUCUUUUUAUAUUUAUUUUCUACCAUGUAAAUUUAUUCUUUUGUAGAAUUGUGGUUAUGCUGUUUUGACUAAUGUGAUAACUCAGAAAAUCCUGAUGCAGUGAAUUCUAAAGCUCCUUUUGGAGAUUAUGCGGGCUGUGAAAUAUAGAAACUUCACUGAAAUCAAGAAAUGAUGAUAAACUGGAAAAAUGUAAGCAGACAGACAGUGCCAUAGAUAGUUCUUACAGUGCCUUUGAGUGAGUUAGAAAAAGGUCCCCACUGAGUAGACACAGCCCCAUGGGUUUAUGACUUGACAAAGGGUAAAGUCAUAUUUUAGCCCCUCUUGGUUAUACUCUUAUACGAAGUAUGGUCUGUGCAACCAUACGUGACAUCCAAAACCAAUACCCAUCUCCAGACUUAAGCCCUAAUCAUAUUAUAGAAUCUGUACCCAGAUGUUUGGCUUAAUACCUUGGUCACAGGGAGGGAUGAAACUCUAAUCCACACCAUAUGUCAUGGAGAUUGUGAAUGUGGAAGAGAUACAUACACUGCCAAUUCUUAAAUACCCAGAGCCUUUCACAAGUGAAUAAUAUAUUAUAUAAAACAAAUCAUGUUGCUGUUCUUUAAAGGGCAACUACUUAAUACAACUGGUACACUCUGGCUCAGCCAGAUUUCUAAUAAAUUUUAAAACAUGUCAAGUCUUCAAGAGUGUGUAGUGACAAGGGGGAGCAGCUACUAGGAACAGUAAACUAAUUGUGAGAGGCUGUUGUUUCUAUGUGUAUCGAACCCUGAUUGCCCCUAAUGAUAGUUACAUAGGGUUACCCUGCUUCCCACUUACACUUGCUUGAGCAGUGCCUCAAGUAUGUCUUUGUUAGAAACAUUUCAACACCCCUUACUUAGGUCUUUCACUGAGGCUCCCUUGCAUAUAUUUCAAGAGAAUGUUGUAUCUGACUAGCUAUAAUAAUAAUAUAAUACAUUUCUGUGAGUGCUGAUUCAUCUUUGCUAUAUCCUCUGAUUUAUUUAAUUCCUUGUUUUUAUGUGUUAAAAUAGACACAAAUGUUAAAAAUCAAUGAAAUAAAUUUGCAGUUAAGUCCUUUAA
Molecule: messenger RNA, 4820 nt
Organism: Cavia porcellus (domestic guinea pig)
Lineage: Eukaryota; Metazoa; Chordata; Mammalia; Rodentia; Caviidae
Gene: Adgrg2
Product: adhesion G protein-coupled receptor G2
Exons: 29
Coding region: 237-3326 (1029 amino acids)
Biological process (GO): adenylate cyclase-activating G protein-coupled receptor signaling pathway; cell surface receptor signaling pathway
Cellular component (GO): plasma membrane
Molecular function (GO): G protein-coupled receptor activity
Source: RefSeq, a predicted model, not a curated record